CAUCAUUAUUAAAAAUUACUAUUUUCAUUACAACAUCUAAGUGUGUCUAGGCGAGCUAGGAGAUAGAUAAAUGCCCAAUGACCACCUUACGAUUAACGUGUUGUUGAACCUCAAUAAUUAUAGCAAACUUUGAGAGCAUCUUAUAAAUUCGAUCACUUCUAUUUGGUAUAAUUGAUUACAUCCUGAAACUGAUCAAUCAAGGAGUCUUUCAAUACGAUUUUGAUAAGAUGUCCCCUACUGCACAAUUAGUAUGACUAAAUUGUAAUAAGAUAAUCAUGUAUUAAAUUUUAUUUGAUACUGUAAAAGAUCGUACUAACUCAAGUAGAGUUUUAGCUACUCAGUACUUCAUAUUCACAUGUAGAUAGAUACUUGAAAGAGUUCGAAUAUUGAUUGAGUUUGUUGAACUUUACCUGACAAAACUAUGAUAUCAAUCGCAGGAUAUGAUGUUUUUUCGAUAAAUUGUGACUUGUGAGAAUAUGUUGGAGACAUCAAACAUAACAUGGACACUGUUGAAUUUAAGUAAUAAGCAACAUUCAUAGUCAAUAGAUUAUACAUGAAAAAAAUAUUCAUCAUUCCCACAAGUUGGUAGGAAGCAGUGAAUAAUUAGGAAUGGAAAGCUAGAAACAUAGUUGAUUUAACAAAUAACUGCAAAAAAUAUUGGAAAAAGGAAAAAAAAUGCUUAGAGUGUAGGCAUGAGAGUGUUACUACAUUAAACCCGCAAACAGAAAGCAAGCAAUCGUUAAUAGUUAGCUGUGGAUAUUGAAAUAGUGUACUAAGCUGAAUAUUAUAUACUGGUGAUUAAUAAUUGGACCUUAGCGUGAACAUUGCAUCAUGUUGAUAAAAAUUGUUUCAUUAAUUACAAUGCUGAAAUAAGGGUUGUAUAUGGAAGUCUUGAUUGUUUUUUUAUAUUGUUAAAAUAAAUACAUUUUUCAUAAUACAAUACAUAUGUUUUUAUUUUUGUUCAUACACAAUCGUGAAUUAUUUGCUUGCUUUGAUUAAACUAUCACUCAAAUUGAAUGAUUAAACAAAUUCGAAUUUUAGCAUAGACUGUCGAGAUAAUUGGUAUCGGUGUUUGUCAUGUUUAUUUUUCUUGAAAUGUAUGGUACCAAUGCUCUUAUGUCGUCAUUGAACACUUCAAUUCAAUGCGCAAUAUUCCAACCAAUGAUAUUUAUGUUGAGAUUUUAAGAUUAUACUUCAUUUAUAAGUUAUAAAAAUUUUAAAUUUAAUUAUUAAAAUAUGAAAAUAUAAUUAUCAAACACCACAAAAUACUUACAGGAGACUUAGCAGGCUAACUAACCGUGAUAGAAAAUUACUCUGUUUUUCAUAAUUUUAACUUCCUCUAUGUUUUGUAUUAAUAAAGUAUAACAAAUGUGUCUAGUCUUAUUGGUUACAAUUCUUGUCUUUGAUGGAAGAGACCAUGGUUCAAAUCGUAGCAUUGAUAUAUUUUUAUAUGAAAUAAAAAAUUGAUUGUGUAGAUGAAAAUACCCUUCCUACUUUCACUCUCGUUGCAGGAAAUUUGAAAUGAAACAAAUCAAACUCUUUAAAAUGUACUAGCUUGUAACCCGACCCGUUGGUCGGAGGAGAUGAGCCGAAUAUUGAAUUAUUGGUAUAACCCGUAGAUUCAACCAUUAAGCUAAAUUGGUCUAAUGGUGAGUAUCGCCUAGCAUAUCCCUAAUAAUCAUACCAAAGUGAAUAUAUUGGAACAUAAACAGUACAUCAAAAGUUGGUACAACCAUGAAGUUAGACCAUUAAAAACAUACCAAUGAAAUUGAAUAGCAUCGAAAAACUUCAACUUCAUUAUAUAAUUACAUGAGAUCAGAAAAAGAACACCAUUAAUUUGAUUUAUAAAACUUUCAUCUUGUCGUCAUUGUGCUUUCUGGUUUUUGUCAGGCCAUGAUAAAAUCUAAGGAAAUCAAGAACGAACAACACGAUUUGGGAUAGGAACCGUCGUUGUCGUAUUCCUAGAGAAUGGUGGUAAACACGGACUCACCUGCCAAACUGGUUUGGAUUGAGAUUUUUAUCGGGUAUCAGGGAACCAUGUGAUUAUAAAUUAGACUUGAUCAAAACGGGCCAAAACUCAAAAUUCAGCCUGUUUGACCGAACCAUGCAAAAUUCUAAUUAUUCGUUACUUUUAAACUUUCUAUUUGAAAAUAAAAAAUAGUGAAAGAAAAUAGAUGACUGCAAUUCGCCAUUUGCACAUCACUUAUUCGGGAAUAAAACUAUAGAAAUUCAAAAGAAACUGAAAAUGUUUAGGAUCAUUUUAAUGUUUAAAAUAACCAAAUGGAUCUUUCUGUUUAGUUUUUUACUAACAAAUACCAAGCGAUUCCCUAUAAAAUACACUAUAAUUUUAUCAUUAUGAUAUCAAAUAAUUAUAUAAUAUAUAUUUGAAAUGAUAAAAAUUGGACUAAUUGGGUUGGUCGAGGUUGAACCAUUAAAUAACUUUAAACUACAUUAUAUUUUAGCCACUAAGAUAUAAAAUAAUAUAAUAAUAUAUAUUAUGCUAGAGAAAAUAGCUUGUUUUAGAAUGUCAAACCAAUUAUGUUCAUUUGUUUUACUUGAUGGCCAAAUCUGGUGUAGGUCAGGCCCAUUCUACUCUUUUAUUUUAUGGUUAGCGGUUAGCCCAUUAGAUACCAUGUAUUAGUUUAUUGUUAAAUUUUUGUUUUUAGUAUAAAAAGAAGUAUUGUUUUUGCUUUUUCAUAUAUAUUUUAUCACCACGGAGAAAUACAAGGGCUUAAAGAAAAAAAUUGACACUCCUGAACCCGUUUAAAUCCGCAUGUGUACGGUAAGUUGGCCCGUUCCACAGAGGAAAGAGAAAAAAAUUAACACUACCUAUUCUACCCUUCCUACAAACGCUCAUGGAGCAGGGAAUUCGAAAUGGGGGAAGGGGUUUUUUCUCCCUGCUAUUAUAUGUUUUUGAUUUAAAAAGAUACAACAAAUGUACUUAGUGUGAUUGGUUAUGUUCCUUGCUUUUCUUUAAAAUGGACAUGGUUCGAAUCCCAGUAUGUGUCUUUUUAAUGAAUAAAAAAAAGUAAUUGUGAAGACCAAAAUGUCCUUCCUACUUUCACUCUCGUUGCAGGAAAUUUGAAAUGGGGCUCCCGUUUUUUCCUUGUCCUUCCUACUUUCACUCUCGUUGCAGGAAAUUUGAAAUGGGGCUCCCGUUUUUUCCUUCGGUGUAUUAUAUUAUGUGUAGAUAGAUGUAGAUUAUAAGUAGUGUAGAUAAGCUUAGGGAGUUUCUUAAGUUUAUGCUGGCCAAUAAGAGAAUGAGAGAGAAGAAUGAGGUCUAACUAACUAGAAGGGCGGGGGACGAGUCGCGUUGUUACUUAACUUACUUUCAGGGUCUGUUAAUACUGAAGAGAGGUUUUUAGAAAAAUGCUCUCAACUCUGACCGACGGAGGCCCUCCUCCAAUUUCGUCUCAACCGCCAUCGGACCGCCCCCCCCCCCCCCACCAACCUGCACAAGUUAGCUCUCCGAUGCAGUGUAACAGCCCUCUCAAUCAAGCUCAAUCAAUGAAUUUCAAGGCUGCCCUUGCCGAAGCUGCUACGACGACUCAACCCACUGCAGUUCAAUGGACUUUUGUGGCUCCAAUGACUUGGAAUCUAAGUCCUUCCAAGGGGAACCAGCUCUCAAGGUCUCUUCAGCUUUCAAGGAAAGACUCUGCCAACCAUGGAAGAGAACCUUAAUAGUUCGACUCCUCGGAAAAUCGGUCUCAUAUGCCUACCUCUGCUCCCAACUGCGAUGGAAAUGGAGGCCGAUCGGAUCUUUGGAAAUCAUGGAUCUGAAUAACAACACCUUUUUGGCUACCUUUGGGAACGAUCAGGAUUAUUUAAGGGCACUCACAGGAGGACCGUGGAUGAUUCUGGACCACUAUUUGGUAGUUCAUCAGUGGUCUCCUUCUUUCCGAACUUCUGAUAAGCCUCAUCGAUCGGUUGGAGCAUGGAUACAAUUACCAGAGUUACCAGUACACUUUUAUCAUAGGGAGGUCUUGUUUGCCCUGGGGAACCUUAUUGGAAGAACGAUAAAACUGGAUUACCACACGGAGCACAUGGAAAGGGGGAAGUUUGCCCGAAUUGCAGUGGAAUUGGAUAUGUCUAAACCCCUACCGACACGGAUCUGGCUCGAUGGCUUCUGGCAACAGGUUCUUUAUGAAAACCUUCCAACAAUCUGUUACGGUUGCGGUCGCAUAGGCCAUGAAGAAAUUUCAUGCCCAGAAAGGAUGAUUACCCCCACCAAUGCAAUAAUCGCGAUUCCCGAUUCCAAUCCAACAGUAGUGUCUCUGGUGACUUCGCCGGAACCGCCCGCCGGCUAUGGUCCAUGGAUGCAAGUCACCCGGAAAACUCGUCGGCACAAUAGGAAAGGAACAGAGUCAACAAGCGUUAAUGGUGGCAAUCUCCAAGGAAAUCGCGUGGAUUCGGGAAGAAUUUCGACUAUUUCUAAAGGAAAGACAGAGACCCCAACGGGAAAAAGCAAAAUAGAUAUCAAAGGGAAAGGGGAGGAUAUACAGGGAGCUAAAAAAGGUAACUCAAAUAUUGGGAAAGGUAAGCUGUCUUCAGAGGGAGUAAACUCCAACGGAAACAAGAAAAUCCCUACUUCACAGGAGUGGAGAGUAGUGGGCCAAAAGGAAAUCCAAUCUGCAGAAUCGAACAAGGAUAACAAAUCUAGCCCAACCACGAGCCCAAAGGAUCCCUCGACAUCGGGAAGUAAGAGUAGCCCAGCUCAACAACGUCCCUCCCCAUCCAAUACCACCAUUCGAGUAAUCCCGGUACCACCCCUGGAAACACACCCAAAAGAAAAUGUUAAUCCAAAUUUGGGGGAAUCUUCCGUCAGACACCACUACCCAAAGAAGCAAUCAAAUAGAAGCCCUGGGAAAGAGAAACAUAAGGGGGUUACGAUCAGAAACACUAAAAAGCCUCUGCAAAUUCGCUCACCUCCCAAAAGAGACUCAAUGUCAAAAGCAAGACAACCCCAAUUUCCAGUCACGAUGAACGACAUAGAAGAGUUUCUCACACAGUCCCAGCGGAAAUUGAUUGACACCCCGACGCUAGGACAGCUCGCUAACUCCGACAUCGCGAUGAAGGAGAAUGAUUUGGUGGAGCGAGUAGAAGAUCCCACGACUCAGACGGAGCAGGAUUCUACUUCCAUCAAACCCUGCUGAUUUGCUCCUCUGACUCUCUUUCUCUCCUUUUAUCUCUGUAUUUUUGUUAUCGUUCUUUGCCCAAAUUUUAAAAUCCUCUCCUGGAAUGUGUGUGGUGCAUGAAGUAAGAAGUUCUUAAGAGCUAUCAAGCUUCUGGUCAACACUCAUCACCCGGAUUUUUUGAUCAUUCUUGAACCCCAAAUCAGUGGGGAUAGAGCCGAUUCAGUUUGUCAUAGAUUGGGUUUUGCGGAGAUUCUUCGGGUAGAUGCUGAGGGACGUUCGGGAGGGAUCUGGCUGGCUUGGAAGAAUAAUAAUUUCAAGAUUGAGUUAGUAGAAGCCAGCAGGCAACAUAUCACUAUCACAGCCUCUUACAACAAUUCUCAGCAUUGGCUCUUGACUGCAGUGUAUGGUAGCCCCAAAUAUCGUUUCCAUUCAAUCUCUGGGAUCAGCUCAUUCGCACUAGUCAAUCUCACAAUCUGCCCUGGAUUAUUACUGGCGACUUUAACGCCUUCGGCCUGCCGGAAGACAAGAUGGGCCCAGCCACUUCUACUGAUCUUCGUCGCUGUCAACAAUUCUGCAAUUGGAUGGAUGAAGCAGGACUCCUAGAUCUCGGUUUUAAUGGUCCUCGUUUCACUUGGUAUAGAGGAGAGUCGCUUGCUACCAGAAAGGCAAGCAGAAUUGACAGGUCCUUAUGUAACUCACAGUGGAAUGCGAUCUUUCCUAAUACUACAAUUCAACAUCUGGCUAAAUUCCACUCAGAUCAUCUACCAAUCCUCUCUACUGUAGUCAGUCAGCAACAACCUGCCAGCAAUAUCUCAUUCCCCUUUAGAUUUGAAGAUGCCUGGCUCUUGCACAAAGAGUUUCCGGAUCUGAUCGCUAGUAAAUGGAAGAAAGAUGUUGGUUUCCAUCAAGCCAUUAAAGAAAUUACUCCCAUUAUGCAGAAUUGGAGCAAGGAAGUUUUCGGUUCUAUCACUCAGAAGAAAAGGAGACUCCUAGCCAGACUUCAAGGAGUAACCAAUCGUUUGUCCAAUACUUUCAGCCCCGCCCUUCUCAAACUUCAAAUCAAACUCGAACAGGAAUUAGACUCAGUUCUAUCUCAAGAAGAGCUUGUAUGGUUUCAGAGAGCGAAGGAGAACUGGGUUAAGCUUGGUGAGCAAAACACUUCUUUUUUUCAUCAACAAGCUACCAGGCGCAAACGCAGGAACAAGAUCAUCACUCUCCGGGAUAUAAAUGGGAUAUGGAUUGAAAAUCAAGAUCAACUGCUCGAUUUGGUUCUCAACUUCUAUUCCGCCCUUUAUACCCAAGACAAUGACCAGUAUGAGGAUCUUCUUCCCAAAAACUGCUUUCCGCAUUUAUCUCAAGAAGAGAUCAGCAAACUUCACUACCCUAUUAACAUCACUAAUACUCACUUAUCAGUUUUUGGUAUGAAACCCUUUUCAGCGCCAGGUUCAGAUGGUUUACAGGCAGUAUUUUAUCAGAAAUUCUGGCAUGUCCUGGGUAAAAAUCUAUCUGAGAUGGUGACAAAAUUCUUCGAUACAGGAGAGCUGCCGGAGGAAACUUUCAACUCCACCAUUAUCUUGAUCCCUAAGGUAGAAUGCCCGGAAUCUCCAGCCCAGUUUAGGCCGAUCUGCCUAAACAAUGUCACACUCAAGAUCAUCACCAAUAUCAUUACUAACAGGUUGAAACCUCUUAUGCCGAAAUUGGUAGUCCUAACUCAGAGUGGUUUCAUCCAAGGAAGACAAACAACUGACAACAUUGUUAUCUUCCAAGAAGUCCUACACUCCCUCAGAAAGAGGAAAGGUUUGAAAGGGGGACUUGUGAUUAAAAUAGAUCUUGAGAAAGCUUACGAUCGUCUAAGAUGGGAUUUCAUAAGGGAUACGCUCAAGGAGAUAGGCAUGGCAAGCACCUGGAUCAGCAGAAUUAUGGAGUGUGUUGAACGGAAUAAGAUGAGAAUUAAAUG
Messenger RNA from Linum trigynum, 7092 nucleotides. Lineage: Eukaryota; Viridiplantae; Streptophyta; Magnoliopsida; Malpighiales; Linaceae. The record is from the annotation of a GenBank genome assembly.